Molecule: messenger RNA, 1266 nt
Organism: Artibeus jamaicensis (Jamaican fruit-eating bat)
Lineage: Eukaryota; Metazoa; Chordata; Mammalia; Chiroptera; Phyllostomidae
Gene: EDN2
Product: endothelin 2
Exons: 5
Coding region: 152-688 (178 amino acids)
Biological process (GO): vein smooth muscle contraction; regulation of vasoconstriction; regulation of systemic arterial blood pressure by endothelin
Cellular component (GO): extracellular region
Molecular function (GO): endothelin B receptor binding; hormone activity
Source: RefSeq, a predicted model, not a curated record
GACUUGAUCCAGGGGCGGGGAAGUGCCUGGUAGUUAUAAGAAGCAGCCAGGGCACCGAGGCAAUGAGCUAUCGGCUCAGCUGGGCUCGCAGCAGGACUCGGGCAACAGGCGCGCUCCCUGCUCUAGUCCAGCCCCGUGCUCCGCCGCCGCUAUGGUUGCUGUGCCCACUGCCUGGUGCUCCCUCGCUCUGGCUCUGCUCGUGGCCCUGCACGAAGGCAAGGGCCAGGCCACUGCCACCCAGGAGCAGCCAGUGCCCACACCCCAUGCCCGAGGCUCCCACCUGCGGCCUCGACGUUGCUCCUGCAGCUCCUGGCUUGACAAGGAGUGCGUCUACUUCUGCCACCUGGACAUCAUCUGGGUGAACACUCCUGGACAGACAGCUCCUUACGGCCUGGGAAACCCGCCAAGACGCCGGCGCCACUCUCUGCCAGGACGCUGUGAAUGUUCCAGUGCCAGAGACCCUGCCUGUGCCACCUUCUGCCAUCGAAGGCCCUGGGCUGAAACAGAGGCGACCCCAGGCACUGGGUCCUCUGCAGACACGUUCCAGGGUGACAAGACGUGGACUACUGCGGGAGAGCUGCUCCAGCGGCUGAGGGACAUUUCUUCUGCCAAGAUACUCUUUGCUGGGCGACAGCAGGAGGCCACAAAAGAGACUGGGCCCACACACUCCAGGCGGAGGAAGAGAUAGUAUUGGAAGCUGGAGAAACUCUGGGAAGAAAGUCUGCAUGGAGAUGGGAAGAGAGAGGUAGCCCAGGCCAGGGAGACGCUCCACCUGCCUCCUGGGCCAGGAAAAUGUGCCUGCUGGGACUGGCACAAGCUUUGGCCUCCUCCCCCAGUGAGGGAGCCACCCUCAGGCAGCUCCGAGACGUCACACUGCCCAGGAAAGCCUGCAACUCCCAGGCUGCAGAGCAGCCUCCUGCCCGGACUCUGGCCCCGCAUCCUCGCUGGAAAGAACUUAGUCUGGAGGCCACGUCCUGAGAGGGGCCCUGCCUGUUGGCUACAAACCAGGAGUGACACACAGUGAUGGACACUCGCACCUAAGCCAGCCCCGAAGACUGGACAGGUUUGCCCAAUGGCUGGUGUCCUGGAUGCCCUCAUCUGUCCCCUCCAGCUCUCCCUCCCCAUAGUCCUCUAACCCUCAUACCCUCGGGGCGCUCCUGGCGAGAAGGGCCUGUUCUGCUUCACUGUCUGUAUAUAACUUAUUUGCUAUAAGAACUUUGGGAAUUCCAGUUAUUUAUUGUAAUGUAUUUUUUUUAGACUCUCAAU